Messenger RNA from Gopherus evgoodei (Goodes thornscrub tortoise), 8612 nucleotides. It is a transcript of the gene NEK7, whose product is annotated as NIMA related kinase 7. NCBI's taxonomy places the organism in Eukaryota, Metazoa, Chordata, Testudines, Testudinidae. The transcript is spliced from 11 exons. Gene Ontology annotation, biological process: protein phosphorylation. The coding region runs from base 3487 to 4395 and encodes 302 amino acids. Gene Ontology annotation, molecular function: ATP binding; protein kinase activity. The record is from RefSeq and is a predicted model, not a curated record.
AUUUAUUUGCAUAUACAACCCAGGCACACUUGAAGUUCGUUCUCUUUUGGCAGAUUCUACUAGUUUGAGCCAUAUUCUUCAUACUUAAAAUGGGAAAUAUCACUGGAACAGUUACCAACUCUACAAAUAUGAGUGUAAAGUAUAUAUACUGUGUAUAUUUGUGUCUACAUACACAAAUGAACAAUUGGUGCUGAUAUCACAUAGAUAACAUUUAUUAUGCACCUUUGACUAAGUCAUCUUCAUUCUGCUGCUAAUUAAUCGCAACCAAGACUACUUCUAACAUGCCAAACCUAUCAAAAACUGUAAGUGGUUCUCUUUUUAAAAAAAAAACAGCUCACUAGAGAGAAACUACUUUUCUUUCUACAAAACAGGAAUUUCACCAAAAUUACAUGGGAUAGUUGUCAAACUAAAGUAUCAGUAGUGUCAAAAUAGGAGUGCUCACCAAUUUGAUUUGCAUCUACGCAAAGGUUGAUGGUAUACAAAUCCUACUGAAAGGCUGCCUAUUGGAUCAGGCCCCUCAGGCAAGUUCACACAAAACUGCUGGGUGUGUGUGGACAAAGGACCUCCUUCAUAACUUUUAGCCAAGUGAUAGGGUACUUGCCAAGAACCCUCCCACUUUAAGUCCCCCAUCCCUUUAUUGAAGGGGAGAAGGGAUUUGAAGAGGCACCUCCUACCCUUCAGGUGCAUAACCUAGCCAUGGGACUAUGGAAUAUGCUGGUUUAGGGCUUCCUCAAGCUUGCCUAAUGAAUUUGUUUCAGAUUAAAUAUGUUAAUAAUUAAAUAUUUGGCCAGUGAAUGUUAGAAUGACUGUAUAGUUUAGUGGUUAGGGCACUCCUUUGAGAUGUGGCCAAUCCCUGUUCAAAUACCUUCUACAGUUUAGGAGAGGGGACGUGAACCAGGAGUCUCAUGUCCUGUGAGCUCGCACUAGGCUAACGAUUAUAACGGAAGUCCUUCCCAAACUUCAGAGCUAUUUUGUGUGAGCUAUUAUAGACUGCUUCUGAUCAGGUCCCUGCAAUACCUUCCAAGGUAUCUGGCUGACUGGUGGGUCUCACCCACAUGCUCAGGGUCUAACUACCAUCUUCUUCCACCUCAGACUGGAAGAAAUCUUGAGGUUUUUCUUGCCUUCCUCUGCAGUGCAGGGCAUGGAUCCCUUGCUCGUUUGAAAUACAGUGAACAAUGGAUUCUCUGCAAUUUGCAAUUUUUAUAUCAAAGAUUUCAGUAACUCAGCCUACUACAAAAGUGGGUGGAUGAGGUUCUGUGGCCUGCAAUGUGCAGGAGGUCAGACUAGAUUAUCACAAUUGCCCUUUCUGGACAUAAAAUCUGUGACUCAGGCAGCAGACUUUGGUGGUCUGUGAUUUGCUCUGAGGCUUAGGCAGGAGAUAGGUGCCUGGACACCUGUAGUGAGGCAGCAAUGCACAUGCCUAGAGACAAAAACUUAGGUGCCAUGUGAGUAUAAUCAUGUACAGAGUUAGAUGGCAGCUGACUGGGAGUUUUGUGGAUCACAGUGGUUCCUAAAAAUGGGACUCAGGCACCUAAGCACCUUUAUGGAUUGCACCCUCAUGUCAUUUCUUGAAUUUUAGAUUAAUGAGCGAUUUUUAAGGAUAAUAUGCUAGUCCCUAAUUUGUCUUCUGGAACGAAAGCUGACAGUAAAGGGAGACAGAAAAUUCCCACAUAAAACUCUCUUUUCUUUCCCUGUCAAGUGCUGCUACUCCAUGUACUGGAAGAGAACACUGGGUAUGUCUACACUGCAGUUAGACGCCUGCGGCUGGCCUGGCUGACUUGGGCGUGUAGGACUUAGGCUAAACAUCUACACCAAAAUUAAACAAUCCCUUAGCCCAAGUCAGCUGGCAUGUUUUUUAAUUGAAUUGUAGACAUACCCACUGAGAAUCUCCAACUCUUUAGGCUAGCAGAAGUUCCUCCUGUUGCUUACACUUAAGCGUUUCAUGCCUCUUGAGUCCUUAUUUCAGCAUUCAGGGAGGCUCAGAAUUUCAAGGGAGAAAUUCAGUUCUUUUCCAUUAGGCUACUGCUAGAAACAGGAAACGUCGUUAGAAAGCCAGGAAUAUUCUGUUUUCUGGUAGGAGGCUUUUAUUUUUCUCUCUAAUGGAUUAUUAUUAUUAUGGAUUAUGGUUAGUCCUUAGGAGAACCAUGACCAGCUAACAUUUUUAAACACCACUGUCUAACCUGGGUGCUUAGUUGUGUUUAAAAGCCUGUUAAUUAUCAUAUGCUAGCUGACAUGUUCGCUAAAGAUACUUCAUUUUCCUACACUAGACAGGGACAAAGUCAGGUAGAUGGCUGAUCUAAUAAAAGGUUUCCCCUAUGGACCCAUGGUCUGCUUUUCAGAAAUACUGGGCUCUUAUUGCUCUGAUUUACUUCAAAAAGAGCUCAAAGUGCUGAGCCCCUUUCCGGGGAGCUGCUGUAUAUUUUGUAGUGCCUAGGAGUCCUUGGCAUGUGUUAGGAUACCUCUGUGGUAGGCAAUGUACCACCACAUAAAAAUAAGUUCCUGCCUGGGAGAGUUUACAAUCUCUGAUCGCAAACUCCACCGCAUAGAGGAAGGUAACUGGUCGAGCAUACAUUGGCUCGUGCAUGGAUGAACUAUCCACUUCUUUUUAUGAGCUGGUCCUGGACCAGUUCAUUUUUAAGAGCAUUGCAAUUCCAAGGACGAGCUAGGCUGUUACGAAUUGCUAAAGCCCCGCUGAAGAGUUUACUAAUACAACCGGAACUGCAAUGGCCGCAGCACCCAACAUCUGAUCUGGGUGAAAAACAUGGCUGCAGAUUGGCCCUAGGUUCUUCACAGCGUAGCAGCCAGUUUUUGUCCCGUCCAAAGCAGCGCAUCACCCAGGCACAUUGUUUCUGACAGGCAGCGGCCUGGCCACACCACCAGGCGCUCCCAAGUCUAUAGGGAUGGGGGCCAGAACACCCCUUCCGAUCCCAGUCUUUAGGCACACACGGGGCGCUGCAGGGCUCUGCGAGCCCGGCCAAACUCCUGUUGCAACAGCAGUUGCGGGGACCCAGCAGCUCCGCUGCGCGCGGCCCUGCUUCUCCAGGGCGAUCUUAGACUCCCAGCAACACACGCAGCUGGACGAGCAAGCGACGCGAUCUGGCGCCCGGGCCGCGCAGCGCAAGGAGGACGGGUGGGGGCCCGCGCUGAGGAGGAGCCCGGAGCCGGCCCCGCCUCUCUCCCCUCGGGGAUGCCGGGAUGUUUACAGUCCUGGCAGCAGCAGCGGGAGGCUGGGCUGCUACAGCCGCGGCCGCUUGGUUCGAGCACGGGGAGCCCCGCAGCGAGCGUCCGGCGCGGCCCUGACUCGGCUCCUGGGUGCGGAUCUCUCCGCGGAGGCAGCGAGGCCGGCUCCAGACCCCCGGCGCGAGGAGGAGGAGGGAGACCGAGGGCUGUCUGUGGGUCUACUCAAUAUGGAGAGCUGGAGUGUCUGUUCCUCUUUAGACCCCUGAGGAACUGAAUACAAGAACAUAAAAAGCCCUGUUUGAUACAAUGGAUGAACAGUCACAAGGCGUGCAAGGGACUCCUGUUCCACAGUUUCAACCACAGAAAGCCUUACGUCCUGAUAUGGGCUACAAUACGCUAGCUAACUUCCGAAUAGAAAAGAAGAUCGGCCGUGGACAGUUCAGUGAAGUUUACAGAGCAACUUGCCUUUUGGAUGGGGUACCAGUAGCACUGAAAAAGGUGCAGAUAUUUGAUUUAAUGGAUGCCAAAGCCCGGGCUGACUGCAUCAAAGAAAUAGAUCUUCUUAAGCAAUUGAAUCAUUCGAAUGUAAUUAAAUACUAUGCCUCCUUCAUUGAAGACAAUGAGCUAAACAUAGUGUUGGAAUUAGCAGAUGCUGGAGACCUCUCUAGAAUGAUAAAGCAUUUUAAGAAACAGAAGAGGUUGAUUCCUGAAAGAACAGUUUGGAAGUACUUUGUUCAGCUUUGCAGUGCACUGGAACAUAUGCAUUCUCGUCGUGUCAUGCACAGAGAUAUAAAGCCAGCUAAUGUGUUCAUUACAGCUACAGGGGUAGUAAAGCUUGGAGACCUUGGACUUGGACGAUUUUUCAGCUCCAAAACCACAGCUGCACAUUCUUUAGUGGGUACACCUUAUUACAUGUCUCCAGAGAGAAUACAUGAAAAUGGAUACAACUUCAAAUCUGACAUCUGGUCUCUAGGCUGUCUGCUAUAUGAGAUGGCUGCACUGCAGAGUCCCUUUUAUGGUGACAAAAUGAACUUGUACUCUCUGUGCAAGAAGAUAGAACAGUGCGACUAUCCACCUCUUCCUUCAGAUCACUAUUCAGAAGAACUGCGACAAUUAGUUAACAUAUGCAUCAACCCGGAUCCAGAGAGGCGACCAGACAUAGCCUAUGUCUACGACGUAGCGAAAAGUAUGCAUGCACACACUGCAAGCAGCUAAAUAGACAAAAGAUCAUGAAGAAAAGAACCAGAAAUUUUCAAGUAUUUUUGUGCAAAUCCUCCCACCCCUUUUUCAUCUGUGUUACAUAAAUGUAGUUAUUCAGAAUAGACUGAUGUGCUUUGAAUUGUGAACCAGUUUACAUACAAGCUUCCUGAGCUAUUUUUUACCAGUUGUAGUUUAAAAAUAUACGUUUAAAUGGUAAAUAAAAAACAGAUUUAAAAUGUAAAGUAUACUAUGGAAAAUAGUGGUUCCUGACAACUUUAAAAAUAGUGAUUUCAAAUGUAUUUUCAAAUGUAUUGUGUUAAUAACAAAAUUGCAAUCAGUUGGGAAUUCAGUUCUAAAACAUCAUGGCACUGCAGUUUUGCAUGAUAUAGAUAUUAGGCUUAUUACCUAGAAACAAAAGGUUUGAAUCUUUCUCACUUUGUAUAACUUAUGGAAGUUAUGAAUCAACACAAUUAAUGAGUUUAUUUUAAUUUUUGUUCUACAAGGGAAAUAAUUGUAAGAGAUUUUUUUUGUAUUUUAUAAUGAGUUGUACGUAGUUUGCAGUCCAUCUUCUCAAGAUAAGUGAAGAUGGAAACCAUCUGAUUAGCUGUUCAGCUGAAAUGGCAACUGUUAAAUGUGAAAAAAAGUUUUUUGGCAAAAUUGUCAGACACUCAAAAAUCUCUGUAACUUGUCCCUUUUCUUUGUGUUAUUGUGACUUAAAUUAACCCAGAAAAUUGACUUUUAAGGGUUUGGUUUGGCCAGGUUAAACCACAUACUUCCAAUUUGAUUGGUAUGGCUUGUCCUGCAUACCUGUGCAGCACUUCAUUGACUUCAGUGGGUCUGUGCACAGUCAGAUCCUAAAACCCUUGUAGCUUCCUGUUGUGGUAAAUAGGGUUCGUCUGCACAGGCACAUGACUGUCUGAACAGGCCUCUUUGAAGGAUGAGGGCCUUAAGUUACAACUCCCUAGGGAUUUCUGUUUGUGAUGGUGUUUCUAGAUUUUGUUUUUAAAUCCUUUGGAUGACCUUAUACUACUGUAUUUUUAAUUCCGUCUAAAAAUACUUUUUUAAUCCAAUGCCUAUUGCCCAAAAUACAACCUUUCACUGUAAACAACACGUUCCAUAAAAUACCUGCUUUUGUUAUCUACCUUAUCUUUUUUUUUAUGGCCCUAAAAACAUCAUUUUAUAUGCUAUAAAAGUUACUUUAGCUUUUGUAUUUAAAGAAAAAAAAUCAGUGCUGCUUUAUUUGUGUAGUCAGCAUAUUUGUUGAUUAUACUUUAAAAUGUUAUCAUUUCACCAAUAUUUUAUCUGAGUUGGAAAGUAAGUUCAAAAUAUUUUGGUUACACUUAUAUUGGUCACUGUGUAUGCAUGAAUGAUUUGAUUUAUUUGGAAGUGAAAGUAAGUACACACGAAUACAUUGUACCUAUAAAUACUGAUGAAAAUUGAGGUCUAAUUUCUCAGAAUUUCAAGACCAUAUUUUUAAACAAACACAUAAAGCUGUCAAAGUGGUUCAUUGCUGCAAGGUUGACAAUGAGAAUUUUAUUGAUAACAGCUUUAUUGUUGAGAUGUAGUUUAAAUCUUUUUUGAUACAAAACGUCAGGAAAAAGUAAAAAUUCAAUACUUACAUGUAAAUAUUGGAUCUCUAUACAUUAAGUUCACUAUGCAUUCAACAUUUAUAAUGGUUGUUUUUCCACAUUUACUUUAUUAAACAAGUUUGCAUAGAUAUUAAAAUGAACACUGUGCAGCAAUAGUUCUGUUUCUUUGAUAGGAACCUUCCUUUGAUUUGACAUAAUUAAUAAACAAUAAGAACCUAGCUAUGGAUUUAUAGACAAGUUUCAACACAUAGAAAAGUUUCUAAAUGUUAAGAAAUGACAUUCUAUUGAAAAUUAUUUGUUUUAAAAAAUGCAGUAUAUUUUUAUACAUGUGGGACAGAUCCUCGGCUGCUUGAAAGUGGUGUAGCUGCCUUGAUUUAAAUCAGCUGAGAAUCUGUUUUGUGAUUUAAUGACAAAGUUGCUUUGUUGUAGGAUGAAUCCUUAGUUUUUCGUCUAGCUGUUCUGUGUGUACUGAAUGUAAUCUUUGGGGGCUUCAUUGAGACUACUAUGAUGAGUAAAAAUAGUCAUCUGUAAAUGUUGUCAGGAUUGGGCCCACAUCUUGCCUAUCUCUGUCUGGCAACCUUUACAUUGAGCUUCUAUUGAAUAUAUCAAUUGAUUUACUAGUUCUUGGUGACUUUUGUGUUCCAUAAGAUUUGAAAUUAAAUAAAAUAGUUUGUAUUAAAACAGGGAACAGAGUAGUAUUUGCUUGACCACCAGCAAUAGCUGUUAGUAUGCAAAAUUAUUCAAGUCAUUCUUUUAAUCUGUUCUGUUUCUGAUAAACAACAUUUACAAGGAUUGAAAAAAUUGUACACAGUGAAGUUAUUUCUAUAAGAUAGUCUAUUUAUUUUACCCUCUACUUAGGUCAAAUAUGCACAUCACUUUUCCUGAAGAAACUAAUAUUUUAGGCAAAAAUUAUUUCUGGAAGGCUGUAUGGUAAGAAAAUUACGGGAAUAGUUGAGUUAGAAAACACACCUAAAAAUGCUAAGGCUUUUUUUUUUUUAAAUUGAUGAUUUAACCUUAUGUUGAGUAAAAUAAAUAAUUCUUAUUUUAAAAGCAUUAAAAUAAUGGUAUAGAGAUGAUUCAGUUAAAUCUUAGGUGUUGCAAACAGUUACCCAAUGAAGAUGAAAAUGCUGAGCAGCCUGUUGUAAUAUACUGAAGUUUACAAAGGGUAAAUGAAAUUUACCCCUGUUUAAGGGUCAGGUUCUACAACUUACUCACACUAAAUAGUACUUAAUGUAAAUACACAGAACUACCAUGUAAGUAAAGACUGUAGAAUCUAUCCCUUAAUAAAGUGCCUGACCGCAUAUAAGAAUAAUAAAUAUAGUAAUAAUUAUUACAACCAUUUCUUGAAUGCCUUACCAUUUAAAUAGCUUCUAUUAUAAAACACCAUUCUAGUUUCCACAUACUGUAGGUAUUGUUAACAUUUACCAUAUUUAUUUUACCAGUUGCAUUAAAUGCUUUCCUUUUAAAUGAGUAUUACAUUAUAACCAAAAAUGUGUAAUUAUUCUCUGCCUUAUAUUUCAAUAGUACUGUAAUAUUAUUGUCUUCCUUUGUGAAAUACGGUAUUUUGUUGUGUUUUGAACACCCUUGCUGAGAAGUCUGCUCUUGGUCUUAAACUGCUUUGCUGUACAAUAUUCUAAUAUAAAUAAAACAUACAAAAAUUAAAUAUAAUGUAAAAAUCAUAGCACUUCCAUGAUAGUUUCUGGAGCCUUUCCUGUUACAGAUAGGUAACAUCUAGUAAUAUACAUAGCUUGUGAAUAAUCUGUUGCUACCAGUAAUUGAUUAUAGAUGAGAGUUAUUGAAUGGUGCAAGAGAAAGUUUUAAAAUCUUUAUAAAAUAUAUCAAAAGUGCAGAAAAUAUUACAGCAGGCAUGUUCAUGAUUGCACAAAUGUAAUGCUUUUAGAUAAUACUUUUAAGAGUAUUUUUAAAUUAAAAUGACGGUGUAUCUGAAAAUCUUUAAAAUAAGUAUAUACAUCAUAAAAAAGCGUGAAAGCCCCAUUCCUGCAAGCUACUGCAUAUGGGUGGCCCCUUCUGCCUUCAUGGAGUUCCAUUAAUUUCAGUGGGCUGCUUGUGCACACAGGUUGAGUAAAUAGUAACUGCUGUACAGUGUAUGCAAAUGACUUCUGUUUGUUCAACUUACCAAUUAGACCUUUAUCUUUCACUGUUCUGUAUUGCAAAUUACUGUGCUUUAUUUCUUUUCUGUACAGUUCAGCUGUUCAGAUAGUAAUAAGAUUAGUAGUCUGAUCAUUUGAGUGUUUCUUUCUAAUGGAUAGGAAUUUUACAAAAUAUAGCAGAUGUAUAAAAAAAAUUAAAAAUGUCUGAGAAGGCUUAUGUUUCAUUAAUGUACUAAAACCCUAAAAGGUGAAAGUCUUGGUAGCUGCUUGAAAGUGGGGGAGGUCGUGGUACUACCUGUGCCCAGUGUGAUUUUCUGCAGCAAUCCCCCACCCCCAAAUCUCUACUUUAGUUGCUGCAAAGUAUUGUUGAAUUAGGGUCACGGCAAAAAAAAGAAAAAUGGCAAGGGUGCUGAGUGGAGAGUGCUGUGAUUUACAGAGCUGGGUUAGCGGGCUCUGCAGGUGAAUUCAGGAAGGUUCAUAAUUUACUAGCUGAACUUGAGUGUAUCUGUCAGAAAACCCUCCAAUUUUGAUU